UUGUGCUUAAAAUGCUUCUAUUAGUUUUGAGCAGCUUUGCAUCAACUAUUGCAAUGAGAAACUGCAGCAAUUGUUUAUUGAAUUGGUUCUGAAGAGAGAACAGGAAGAAUAUCGCAAUGAAAAAAUUGAUUGGAUGAAGGUGGACUAUUUCAACAACCAGAUAAUUUGCGAUCUGGUAGAAAAUCCUACCAAAGGCAUUGUUGGGAUAUUGGAUGAGGAGUGUCUAGUGCCUGGUGAUCAGAAUGACUCGGCUUUUCUGGUACAUAUGGACAAGAAGUUAGUGGAACAUGCUCAUUAUGUGAGCUAUGCUAAAGGUGAGAAGAGCUUGAACAGAGAGUCUGAAUUUCAGAUCAAACAUUAUGCUGGAAAUGUAACAUAUUCUGUGGAUGGAUUUAUAGUCAAGAACAAGGACCUGCUUUUCCAAGAUUUGAAGCGUCUUCUCUACAACUGUGACUUACCUGUUUUGAAGGAAAUGUUUUCAGAUGGAGCAGGACCAGUCGAUGAUGUGACUCAACGACCUCAUACAGCUGGCACUGGAUUUAAGAUGUCUAUGGUUUCACUGGUUGAAAUUCUAAAAUCGAAAGAGCCUCAUUAUGUGAGAUGUGUGAAGCCAAAUGCUGAGAAGAAAUCAGGCAUUUAUGAUCAACAACUUUGCACUCAUCAGGUUCGUUAUCUUGGAUUGCUGGAAAACGUUCGUGUUCGUCGUGCUGGUUUCGCUCACCGGCAAUCAUAUGAAUCUUUUGUAACAAGAUACAAAAUGUUGUGCAAGGAGACAUGGCCAAGACCAAAAGUCUCUGAUCGUGUUGCGGCACAGAAAAUUUGUGAAUUUAUGCAGCUAAGUCAAUUGGUGAAGUUUGGUGAAACUAAGAUCUUUAUCAAGAUUCCAAAUACUCUGUUCUUCUUGGAACGAGAGCGGGAGAAGAAAAUUCCUUUGAUGGCUACGAUUAUUCAAAAAGUAUGGAAGGGUUUGAAAGCUCGCCGGUACUAUCGUCGUCUUCGUUCAGCUCUUAAGAUUCAGAAUACUUUUAAGUCAUACAAGUGGCGCAGGUACAUGCUGAAAGUGAUUGAUACUUUCAAGGAUGUCAAGAUUUUGCCUGAUUUGGGUUACCGCCUGCAGUGGCCAGAACCUCCACCUGUUUUGAAGGCAGGCCAGGCUUAUAUGCAGAAAAUUCAUCGAAACUGGAGGGCUAAGGUGAUUGUUGAAAAGUUGAGCAAACAACAAGUGGAUGAGAUGCGUGUGAGAUGCAUUGCUUUUUCAGCUUGUCGAGGACGAAAGAGUGACUGGGGCAGUACUGUACCCUUUCCACUCAAUGGGCUGAAGGAUGAAACCAAUCCUGGAAGUGCAAAGUUUAAUCAAUCAGUUGCUGCUUUGAAGAGCUUAAAUGGAGACCAAACAGUUAUCUAUUCUGCUCAUGUAGUGAAACUGGGGCGAAACAUGAAAACUGCAGAUCGAGCAUUUGUUCUGACUGACAAACAUCUAUAUAGGCUUGAUGGUGUCACUUACCAGACAGGGAAGAAGGCUCCAAUCGUGCUGAAACAAAUUGGGUCUGUGAGUCUGUUACCUGGUAAUGAUCAAGGAAUGAUUAUUCAUACUAAGGAGGAAUUUGGUGAUCUUGUUCUCUACGUGUGUGAUGGCCGUGCCGCUAGUGAAUUUGUUUCCAUUAUCUGGCUCACCAUCAAGCGCAAGUUCAAUCAUCGUCUCAAGGUCACAAUCCAACCAGAGCUCUCAUACAAACAGGAUGGUAAGACCAAGACUUUGAUUCUUCAGCAAAGUGCUGCUGGCUCUUCUCCUGCUUUUAAGAAGCUGUCAGCUGAUAGAGCAGCAUUGGUGUGGCCUGCCAGCUCUUGAGGUAGGCCGAUAACUUUGUCUAGUUAGAAUGUUGUACUGUGAAUUUUUGUGUUUCAUGUAUGCCACCAGAGUUUUAUCAUUCUAAAUGGUAAACAGUAUUUAUAGUGUAGGCAAGUCUUAGGUAUUCAGGUACUGGUCAAGACAAUUGAUAUUUUGUUUCUGCA
Molecule: messenger RNA, 2013 nt
Organism: Corticium candelabrum
Lineage: Eukaryota; Metazoa; Porifera; Homoscleromorpha; Homosclerophorida; Plakinidae
Product: unconventional myosin-Ig-like
Exons: 16
Coding region: 134-1849 (571 amino acids)
Biological process (GO): actin filament organization; vesicle transport along actin filament
Cellular component (GO): plasma membrane; microvillus; myosin complex
Molecular function (GO): ATP binding; actin filament binding; microfilament motor activity
Source: RefSeq, a predicted model, not a curated record